GCCCCGGCCCCGGCCCCGGCCCCGCCAUGGAGGCCAUCUGGCUGUACCAGUUCCGCCUCAUUGUCAUCGGGGACUCCACGGUGGGCAAGUCCUGCCUCAUCCGCCGCUUCACCGAGGGCCGCUUCGCCCAGGUCUCGGACCCCACGGUGGGGGUGGAUUUCUUCUCCCGGCUGGUGGAGAUCGAGCCGGGGAAACGCAUCAAGCUGCAGAUCUGGGACACGGCGGGUCAGGAGAGGUUCAGAUCCAUCACUCGCGCCUACUACAGGAACUCAGUAGGUGGCCUUCUCUUAUUUGACAUUACCAACCGCAGGUCCUUCCAGAAUGUCCAUGAGUGGUUAGAAGAGACCAAAGUACACGUUCAGCCCUACCAAAUUGUGUUUGUUCUGGUGGGUCACAAGUGUGACCUGGAUACUCAGAGGCAAGUGACUCGCCACGAGGCAGAGAAACUGGCGGCUGCGUACGGCAUGAAGUACAUUGAAACGUCAGCCCGAGAUGCCAUUAACGUGGAGAAGGCCUUCACAGACCUGACGAGAGACAUAUAUGAGCUGGUUAAAAGGGGGGAUAUCACGAUCCAGGAGGGAUGGGAAGGGGUGAAGAGUGGAUUUGUGCCGAAUGUGGUUCACUCUUCAGAAGAGGUCGUCAAAUCAGAAAGGAGAUGUCUGUGCUAGUCAGUCGUUUUAUUUCCAAACCACGCUCUCCCACCUGAACUCACAAGUGAUCGAAAGGAAAAGAAUCCCUGCGUGACUGAGUGGACUCAACCUCCAUUUUACAUCCCCAGUGAGCCUCCUUCUCGAGGCGUCUAUGCCAGGCCGUGGGGGGGGGGGCGUGGGAGCCCGACUGAGCGACGUGGGCCAGGCGCUGUUUGUGGCCCGGUCUGGGCCUUGGCUGCUCCGUGUGCCGUCCCUGCACCACGGGCCAAGGGGCUGAGGGUCGGGGAGCUAGGCUCCAGAGAAAGACCCCCAUAGACAGGAAAACGAUUCCUUGCUGUUUCAGCUCACUCGUAGGUCACACACGUAAAGAAAUCUGUCAGGGGGGGAACAGUCUCACAUUGGAAACGAUUAGCAGCACUAAAAAGGAGUGUGAGAUCGACUUCAUCAGUGAGAGUGGCCUACACCAAGUGGGUGUGCUGGGUCUGGUCAAAAGGUACCGACCAGCCUCUACACAGCUCACCUGUAGAAUGAGGGGCACGGACCAGCUAUUUCCUAAGACCCUCUCAAGGCCUGUUGUUCUAGUAAGACUGGUGGGACUGUGAAAAGGGGGGGCACUGCGCAUACCGUGUUCCCGCGGCCCAGCAAACGCGCACCCUGGUGAUGGAGUAACCAACCGUGUGCAAGGAACCGUCCCAUGCAAAUUAGCAGAUAAGUAGAACAAAGAAACCUCGCGAUCCAUGCCCUACCCUCUGUCCCCCGCGACCAUGCCUAGGGGUUCACCUGGCUGUCUUCAGGGGCCCGGCGGCAACGCACAGGUACAGGGACGGCCUGUGAAACGAGCCCCGGGGGCAAACGUUUGCUAAUCGACCCUGCACUGAGCACCUGCCCAGCAAGAGGCGCUGUGGCCCUCGCACGUGCUCCACGGUCCCCUGAAUUACUUACUGAUCAUCACAACAGGCCUGUGAGGUUUUCUUCCCCAUUUUACAAGAGAGUAAACUAAGAAGCAGGAGACUCACUUGGCUAAGGGGAAGGUCUACCGACUGCUAGCCCGUGCCCCACGGCAUCAUCUUGUUCCUGCUGUCAGAUGAAUGAACUGUUACUCAUUUGUUUACUUUGGAAGAGAUAUGACUGUAAAUAAAUGUUCUCUGCGUGUUAGGAUAUGUUUCCUUAUUGCUCACGACUCAGCUAUAAUCCUAAGGGAACCCGGGGAUGAAACAAAAGGUAAAGCCAAUUCAGGUAUUAAUGACAAGAGGGCUUUAAACAAGUGAAUGAUUGCACAACUAAGAACAUUAAAACUGUGUGGGCUACAAGUGUUCUUGUCACUGAAACACAGUGGACAGAUCCUUGAAAGGAACCAAAUACAGCAAUGGGGGGUGGGAUGGGGAUAAGACACUCACCUCACAAUGACCUUAGCCACCUGUUUGCCAUAUACCUACACUGGGUCCUUGUCUACCCUAGAGAGUCAGCUCUUAAUUCUCAGGUGAACAGACAUCUAACUAACUACAUCAGAAAAUCGAGAUGGUUGGCUUAAGGUUCCAUUACGUUCUUGAAGAGAGAUCGUGCUUUAAAUUAUUCUCUGGAUUGUAGCCAGUCGAGCUAGGCAAAAGCCAUACUUUUCCCAGUGAGAAAACAAUUCUGAGUAGUCAGGUGUCGCGUAUCCAUUGUGAUAGGAAAGCCUGGCGAUGGUAAAUUGCUGUGACAUAUAAUAUUGAACUUCAGUAUGAAUGUGACUGAAUCUGAACAAAGUUUGAGAACUUAACUUCCGCCAGAAUGAAGCAGCCAAAUAAUGAAAACUACGGAAACAACCGCCUCGGACGAACCUGCAGCAUCAACUACAAGUGAAUCAAUCAUCACCUCAACAUUCAUUUCACAUGACCUGGCUUGGGUGGAGUCAUUAAGUUGCCAGCUUUGUGGUUUUAGAAGGCAAAUAAAAGAUGGUCAGUGGGAGUGAUGCAAAGUUUCAUCGACUACUAUAGUGAAUUAUAUCAAGAAGAUUCUGGAAGCAAGAUUUCCCAGUGCAUAAGUGAGUUGAGUGGAUCCUGUCAGUUCCAAAAGAGUAGAGAAACAAAACUUCUUUAUGGUUUUCUUGUCUCAAAUACACUCUAUGUAUACUGUUCCCAUUCCUUGCAUUGUUUUAGGCAGGUUUAAAAAUACUCAGCAUAGGACCCAGCAAAGGUGGCUGAGCUUAAUUGCUUACACAAGUUCUAGAAAUCUUAAAAAUCAUUUUAGUAGAAUUCAGUGCUGUUGUCACUGCAAUAAGUGGGUUUUAGAAAAUACGUGUGAAAAAAUCAGGUGUUAAUACAAUACUAAGGAUAAAGCUUUAGAAGCUAUUUUACUACAUAGGUAAAAGAAAAGAUCAACUAACUUGUAACAAAGACCACAACUGCAUGUUGGAUUAGAUUGUCUCCUAUUCCAGAAUAAAAUGUACUGUAAACUUUCCCUCACUUUGUUGUGCAUUGUAAUGAAAUGUGGAAAAAAAUGUUUUCUUUAGCUGUAUGUGAAUGAGAAUUUGCUUGUAUUUAGUAAAAUGGUUGAUUACGUGACUGUGA
This is a messenger RNA of Canis lupus familiaris (dog), 3199 nucleotides long. RefSeq names its product RAB39B, member RAS oncogene family (gene RAB39B). Gene Ontology annotation, cellular component: Golgi membrane. The record is from RefSeq and is a predicted model, not a curated record. The transcript has 2 exons. NCBI's taxonomy places the organism in Eukaryota, Metazoa, Chordata, Mammalia, Carnivora, Canidae. Bases 27 to 668 code for a protein of 213 amino acids. Gene Ontology annotation, molecular function: GTPase activity; GTP binding. Gene Ontology annotation, biological process: Rab protein signal transduction.